Messenger RNA from Solanum tuberosum (potato), 534 nucleotides. RefSeq names its product myb-related protein Myb4-like. The transcript has 2 exons. Lineage: Eukaryota; Viridiplantae; Streptophyta; Magnoliopsida; Solanales; Solanaceae. The record is from RefSeq and is a predicted model, not a curated record. The coding region runs from base 10 to 534 and encodes 174 amino acids.
GUCAUCAAAAUGUAUCAGCAACUUGGAAAUAGAUGGGCUACUAUUGCUGGAAAAUUGCCAGGAAGAACAGAUAACGAAGUUAAAAACUUCUUUCACACACAUCUAAAGAAGCAUCUUGGACAGAUAAAAAAUAAUAAUAAUAAUAAUAUUGAUGCCCCGGUGAAGUCUAGGAGGGCAAGAAAACCGAAGAAAAAGUCCAGCAAAGCUCAAGAAAAACCUCAAUUAUUUGUCGAUAUUUCUGAAACAUGGAGUAACAUGAACACUACUAAUUUGAUGAUAUCACCAAUGGGUGGUUCUUCUUCACUAUCGAGCAGUAGUAUUAUUACAUUCGAUCAAAAUGAAAAGAUUGAUGAACCAAAUCCGAUGAUUGACAUGGAAAAGACGGUACUUAUCUUGGAGAGUAAUCCAGCUGCAACGACUACUCAUCAUCAUCAAUCAUCGUCACAUAGUAAUAUUGAUUACUUCGAUCAAUUUGUUGACAAUACUUCAUUUUGGCUUUAUCUACUUAAUGAUGCCAAUCGUAUUAUUUUAUGA